AUGCUUUUAACUGAAGCCCAUCUUGAGACUCCGCAGGCCUUUGGCGCCGCAUUCAUUGUCGGAGUACUCGUGCAUAUCUUUGUUCUACGUAAAGGAGAAUGGGACCUUUGGACUGUUAAGCUUAUCAAGGCAUGGGCAACGUAUGAGGUCACUGUCUCAUUGUUCCUCACCCAACUCUACUCUUUCUCAGUCUGGCAAGCUCUCUCAGUCACCAACAAAUGGUUCGCAUCGUUUGUUACGGGUCUUUCAAUCAGCAUCUUGACGUAUCGAGCAUACUUUCACCGACUGAACCGGUUCCCCGGUCCAUUUCUUGCUCGCCUCUCAACAUUCUACGCUACUUAUCUUACAGUUGAUGAAGAGCAUAUGUAUCUUGAAGUCCAGAAGCUUCACGAGAAGCCCAUUCACGCUCCCUCAUCCCCGGUCAUUAAAUCACCGUUCUAUGGCAUCACCCAUCCAUGGGUAAUGCUUCUCUCUGAGCGACGAAAGAAAGAACAUGCCACCCGCCGUAAAGCAUGGGAUAGAGCGUUCACUACAAAAGCCCUACGCGAUUAUGAGCACCGAGUGCUCAAAUACACCAAACUUCUCACUGACCGCAUCGAUGAAGCAAAGGGUAAACCAUUCAACGUAGCCCUAUGGGUAAACUUCUACACAUUUGACAUCAUGGGUGAUCUUGCCUUCGGAAAAAGCUUCGACAUGCUAGAAAGCGGCGUCGAACACAACUUCUUCACAGAGUCCCACAAAACCCAAGGCUUCAUGGGCGCGUUCCGGCGACUGGUUUGGUUCUUCCCUCUUGUUUCAUCUAUCCCAAUCGUGAACAGUUCGUUUCUGGCUUUUCAAGCCUAUAUCAGGAAUCAAGUCGAGACUCGACGAAAGAAUAAACCGGCGGAACCAGAUGUAUUCAGUAGUAUCCUGGAAGAUUACGAUGCGAUGGAGAAGCCCACUCAGCAGGACUUCGAUAACCUUUGUGGUGAUGCUCAUCUCAUUGUUAUCGCUGGCAGUGAUACCACUUCCUCUUCCACGACUUGUCUCUUGCACAACCUCGUACUCCACCCCGAUGUGCUGGCAAAACUCCAGGCUGAGAUUGAUGAAUACAAGAACACCCACGACGAAUAUGAUCUGGUUUCCCUAAGCAAGCUACAGUAUCUUCAAGCUUGUAUCGAUGAGUCACUUCGUCUUUAUCCUGUUGUCCCAUCAGGUGUUCCAAGGAUGACUCCGCCGGAAGGAAUGCAGCUUGAUGAUGUUUACAUACCCGGAGAUACAAUUAUACAUAGUCCUUCUUACACCAUGUACCGAGAUGAGCGUUGCUUUGAGAAGCCGAACGAGUUUAUUCCUGAGCGAUGGACUACUAAACCGGAGCUGAUCAAAGAUGCAUCGGUAUACGCUCCAUUCCAUACUGGUCGUGGCGUUUGUGCUGGAAAGCAACUUGGUCUUAUGGAGAUGCGCUAUGUGCUCAUGGAUAUUCUCUCACGAUAUGAUAUUGAUUUCGCACCAGGGACCAAUCCUCAAGCUUUCAUCAAUGGCUUACGAGAUUGUUACACUUUGGAACUGCCAAGAUUGGAUAUGGUGUUCACCCCAAGAACCGGAGCCAAGGUCGAAGGAUAA
Fusarium tjaetaba is the source of this 1602-nucleotide messenger RNA. RefSeq names its product pisatin demethylase cytochrome P450. The transcript is spliced from 7 exons. Lineage: Eukaryota; Fungi; Ascomycota; Sordariomycetes; Hypocreales; Nectriaceae. The record is from RefSeq and is a predicted model, not a curated record. Gene Ontology annotation, molecular function: oxidoreductase activity, acting on paired donors, with incorporation or reduction of molecular oxygen; monooxygenase activity; iron ion binding. Bases 1 to 1602 code for a protein of 533 amino acids.